AAUUGCCAUGGCAACUGGACGAACGCCAGAUUGAAACAUUCUCGUGUGUUAUAGAAACAUAGAAUAAUAUUGUUGUAGGCUGAUCCAACAAUAUUAGACAAUCUGUGCUGAAUGUGACAAUGAGAGCACAUCCAGCAUGGGUCGACAAAGUGCAGUCGGAUCAAUGUAUAUACGAUCUUUGCUUCAAUCCGGAUGGUACACAAUUAGUUGUUGCUUCUGGCAAUCAAGUCCUUGUGUACGAGACCAGUGAUGGUGCCUUGAUUCAACCAUUGAAGGGGCAUAAAGACACAGUAUAUUGUGUGUGCUAUGCAAGAGAUGGCAAGAAAUUUGCAUCAGGAAGUGCAGACAAAAGUGUUAUUAUCUGGACUUCCAAGUUAGAAGGGAUAUUAAAAUAUUCACACAAUGAAGCUGUACAAUCAAUGCAUUUUAAUCCUGUCUCGCAUCAGCUUCUCAGCUGUUCGCUCUCAGAUAUUGCCUUUUGGUCCGUGGAACAGAAAGCUGUACAGAAACAAAAGUCUGGUGGGAGGGUCAAUUGUUGUGCAUGGACAAGGGAUGGCCAAUACUUAGCUCUUGGUCUUGCAACUGGACAUGUAUCUAUAAGAAACAAAAAUGGUGAAGAAAAAACGCGCAUUGAACGACAGCUUGGAGUUCCAAUUUGGAGUUUAUCAUGGAAUCCUUUACAGGACGAAGCUACAGAUAUUCUCUGCAUUGCUGACUGGAAUGGAAUCAUCACAUUUUACACAAUCGGUGGAGAAGCUAUCAGAAGAGAGAGGUCAUUCAGUUUUAUACCACUUAAAGUCACUCACUUCCCAGAAGGUCAAUACCUUCUCGUUUGCGGUAGUAAUAAACAAUGCCUAUUGAUGACGCACGAUGGCAUACAAUUGGUUAACGUAGGCGGUACCUUUUCGUCAUGGGUAUGGAGCUGUGCCGUUCAUCCAAACGCCUCGCAUAUUGCACUCGGUACUCAAGAUGGAACGAUAACGUAUCUACAACUUUCCUGGGACGUCGUACAUGGUCUAUAUGGCGACAGAUACGCGUACAGAGAGAACAUGACUGAUGUAAUAAUACAGCAUUUAAUCACGAGUCAGAAAGUUCGAAUUAAAUGUAAAGAUCUGGUAUGCCGGAUUGCGGUGUAUCGAAACAGGCUAGCUGUGCAAUUAUCUGAGCGAGUAAUCAUUUACGAACCGUCUGGUGCAGGCGAUGUAAUGCAUUAUAGGAUACGAGACAAGCUUAAUCAGACAUUGAAUUGCAAUCUGUUGGUUGUCACGUCGAAUCACUUAGUUUUGUGCCUGGAAAGACGUCUGCAAAGUCUCUCGUUCGCGGGGAUAAUAGAGAGAGAAUGGAUACUCGAUGGACUUAUCACUUACAUCAAGGUGGCGGGUGGUCCUGCCGGACAGGAAUGUUUAAUAGCUGGUCUGAAAAGCGGACACGUAAUGAAGAUAUAUCUUGACAAUCCGUUUCCCGCACACGUCGCAAAAAUCGAUGAUGCCGUGAGAUGCUUGGACAUCAGCUCUUUGAAGGAGAAAAUGGCGGUAGUCAGCGAAGCUGGUAUCCUCUCCGUGUUCGAUCUGUGCACCGGCGAGAAACUGCAGGAAUUCCACGAUGUCAACAGCGUCGCGUUCAACAUUGCUUUCGAAGAUAUCAUGUGUUUCGCGGGCAGCAACUACCUCGCGAUAAAAGUCGCAAACUUCUCCGAGUAUAGACAAAAAUUCUCUGGCUUCGUCGUAGGGCAUAACGGCUCGAAACUGUACUGUUUGAACGGUUCAUCUAUCAUGACACUAGAGGUGCCAUUAUCGUUGUUCAUGUAUCAAUAUCUAGACAUCGGUUUGUACAGCCACGCUUACGACAUAGCGUGUUUAGGUGUGGCCGAAUCGGACUGGCUCGCCUUGGGGACGGCGUGUUUAGAUAAUUUGGAAUUAAACAUCGCAUACUCGGCGUUUGCGCGAAUAAAAAAGCUGCGUUACAUAGAGAUCGUGUCAGAGGUGGAGGAGAAAUUGAAGUCGGGUGAAUGGGGACGAGAAGCCUGCAUGGCUACUGCCGCGGCCGCUAUGGGAAGACUACGCGAUGCGGCGAAGCUCUAUCAAAAAGCUGGUUUACAACAAUAUGCUCUCGAUAUGUACUCCGAUUUACGGAUGUUUGACAUCGCUCAGGAAUUUAUUGCCUCCGGCAACACGCAGGAUCGUACGGUAUUAUUGCGGCGACGAGCGGAAUGGGCGAAAAGCUUGGGCGAGCCACGCGCCGCAGCCGAAAUGUUUCUUUCAGCGGGAGAUAUCGAUCGUGCCAUCAGUAUUAUCGCCGAAUACGGUUGGAUUGAUAUGUUGAUCAAAGUAGGCAGACAAUUGGAUAAGGCGGACAGAGACAAUCUGUCCAUGAUCGCCAAGAAACUUAAGCAACUGGGUGCUUCGCAUGGCGCGGCGGAGAUUUUUAGUCGAUUGGGAGACGAUCCUGAUGUUGCCGACGUGCUUGUGGACGCACAAGCGUGGCCCGAGGCCUUCGAACUCGCAGAAAGAAAUCCGAAAUUGAAGUCACGGGUAUAUGGACCAUACGCACGAUGGCUGGCGGAAACCGGACGAUUUUCCGAGGCUCAAGAAGCGUUUCAAAUGGCGGGACAACCGGAAGAAUCCAUACUCGUACUUACGAUGCUAGCUAAUAACGCUGUGAUAGAAAAAAGGUUUCGCGAUGCCUCUUACUUUUACUGGCUUUUGUCGCAGUUGAGUCUGGAUUUGUCAAAAAGCGUGGAAGAGAUAAAAAUUAUGUUUCUCAAUUAUUCUGAUAAAGCGGAUAUCUAUUAUGCGUAUCAUGAAGUAUACAAGUAUCUGGAGGAGCCUUUUACAUCUCUAAUGCCAGAGGCAUUAUUCAAUAUCUCGAGAUAUUUGCUCAUGAAAACGCAAAACAUGCGAUUGGAUGGCAUCUCGAAGAUGACAAUAAUGUACAGUCUGAUGAAACAAGCGCGAAUAUUGGGUGCCAACAAGCUGGUUAUGCAAUUAUUGGACCAAUUACGUUCGAUGAAGAUUCCUACGAAUCUUCAGACGCAAGUGGAAACGUCGACUUUAGUUGCCAGAUCUUAUCCUUAUCGCGAUCCGGAAGAGUUACUGCCUCUAUGCUACAAAUGCUCCACAUUCAAUCCUUUAAUGCCGACAAAUAAUGUAUCUGGUAGUAGUUGCACGCAAUGUGGCUUAAAAUUUCAAUAUUCCUUUGUUAUGUUCGAAAUUUUGCCAUUAGUCGAGUUCGAAUUAGAAGACGAUAUCACAGACGAGGAAGCUGAAAAACUGAUAGAAGAACCAUUACCUUCCCCCGAUGACCUUGCAGUUAGCGAUCAAUUUACCAUGACUUCCAAUGAGACUGACCUCUUCACCGCGCGUCUAAUGAGAUACGAGGAAAAAUCCAAUAAUUCUACAGUAACCGUUGGAAGAGGGGUAUUAAAAAGUAUGGAUCCAUCCACAGUGAUAAUUAUUAAGUGGCCUAAGCCUUUUAAGACUAGAUACUUCAGGAAUCUUUUGCCCGAUCUGCAGGUCAGCUUGUGCAAAUGCUGUUUAAAGUUGUUUCAUUCGGACGACUACGAAUUAGCGUUGUUGCGACACGGGCACUGUCCAUUCUGUCGGACACCAAACGUGACUGCAGGUUGAAAUAACGUAGAAUUAGAAAUUUGUUACAGAUCAGGCAUAUAUGUAUACAUCUUCAUAUAUAUAUAUAUAAAUUGUUAAAAAUAUUUUAGAAAUGUUUUAAUCUUUCUAUUUAGGGCCGAAUCUUGUAUAGUGCACUGUUAUACAUAUAUACAUAUGGACUUGUUUUUUAUAUGCGAAACUUUUUGCAACUGCGUUAUUUUUUCUAUUCACGUUACUAUCACAACUGUAUUUUAUUCGAAUAAAUAAAGUAGGAGUACUUCA
Messenger RNA from Solenopsis invicta (red fire ant), 3887 nucleotides. It is a transcript of the gene Oseg1, whose product is annotated as intraflagellar transport protein 122 homolog. The coding region runs from base 120 to 3626 and encodes 1168 amino acids. Gene Ontology annotation, cellular component: non-motile cilium; intraciliary transport particle A. Gene Ontology annotation, molecular function: protein binding. The record is from RefSeq and is a predicted model, not a curated record. The transcript has 16 exons. Lineage: Eukaryota; Metazoa; Arthropoda; Insecta; Hymenoptera; Formicidae. Gene Ontology annotation, biological process: non-motile cilium assembly; intraciliary retrograde transport; protein localization to cilium.